ACUUUCACUUCAUUCUUCCUCAUAUAUAUUUUUCACUUGUUCUUGUCAUAUCAUCACAGGACCUACAUAUGUACUCCAAGCUUUCAUUGGUAUUUUCAACUUUUGUUACUUGAGUUUUUUUUCAGAAUUGUUGUUUCAGUUUCUUGAUUUGUUUCAGUUGGGUUGGUUUUCAAUUGUUAGUUAAUAUAUGGAAGCUAAUGGUACUGGAGAGGGAAUGUUUUCUGGUAUAAAUUCUGUGAUGUUAGGCCACCAACUGGCACCACAGCAUCACCAAUUACAUGAGAAUAUAGUUUCUUUUGGUCAGCCUCAAGUUGAUCAGCAGGCCAAAAAUCAGCAAUCAUCUUUAAGGCAAACGUUACAUUUGACAAUAAGUGAUGAUGAUGAUGAUGAUGAUGAGCCCGGACUUGAAAGUGCUGGGAAGAGCCAUGUUUCGCCUUGGCAGAGGAUGAAGUGGACUGAUACUAUGGUGAAGUUGUUGAUCAUGGUGGUUUUCUAUAUGGUAGAUGAACAAGCUGUUUCUGAAGGGAAUGAUGUGGCAGGGAAGAAGCAGGGGGUGAAUGGAAGUGGAGCUUUACAGAAGAAAGGCAAGUGGAAGUCAGUGUCCAAGGCUAUGAUGGAGAGAGGGUUUUUUGUGUCUCCCCAACAGUGUGAGGAUAAAUUUAAUGACUUGAAUAAGAGGUUCAAGAGGGUUAAUGAUAUACUUGGGAAGGGGACUUCUUGCAAGGUUGUGGAGGAUCAGAGUUUGCUCCAGAGGAUGGAUCAUUUGUCGCCUGAAAUCAAAGAGGAGGUCAAGAAAUUGCUGAAUUCUAAGCAUUUGUUUUUCAGGGAAAUGUGUGCUUAUCAUAGUGGUUGCGGUGGCAGUGCUCAGCAUUCGGCUGAGGUGGUAGGAGAGUCUUCCCAAAUCCACCGAAAGAAGAAGUGUUUACAUUCGUCUGAGAACUCCCCAAAUGUGCCUCAUUUGGGUAGAGUGGAGACAGAAGAUUCUAAAAUAAUAAAAAUAGGAAGUGAUGAGGAGGACGACGAUGAUGAUGAUGAUGAGGAGGACGAUGAAGAUGAUGAAGUAGAAGAUGGUGCAGGAGGUCAUGACAAGGAAUCUGAUCCUAGGACCUCACAUAAGAGAAGAAGAAAUGAAAUGUAUAGUUCACCUUCUGUUCAAGAAUUCAAUGAUGAAGUCAAUUACAUAGUACAAAAUGAGACGAAGAGUUCAGGGGAGAAAAGACAAUGGAUGAGGAUCCGGUUGAUGCAUUUGGAGGAGCAGCGAAUAAGGUAUCAGCGUGAAGCAUAUGAACUUGAGAAGAAAAAGAUGAAAUGGAUGAAAUUCAGCAGCAGGAAGGACCGGAAUAUGGAGGCAGAAAAGCUGGGAAAUGAAAAGAUGAGGCUUGAAAAUGAAAAGAUGGUUCUUGUUAUAAAGCAAACAGAGGUAGAGCACUUGAAUUUUCAGCAGCAAAGCAUAGCAUGUAACAGGAGGGAUGAUUCUCUUCAGUCACUAGAUAGUAGAUAGGCAGCAUAUAUAUUGUGUUCAUGUUAUUUUUGUUGUUCUGCAAAGUCUUAUGAACUAAUUGCAAGUCAUCACCAGUUCACCACUGCUAAGUAUGCUUGCAUGAAUUCUCUUA
Daucus carota subsp. sativus is the source of this 1613-nucleotide messenger RNA. RefSeq lists its product as uncharacterized. Bases 188 to 1501 code for a protein of 437 amino acids. The transcript has a single exon. NCBI's taxonomy places the organism in Eukaryota, Viridiplantae, Streptophyta, Magnoliopsida, Apiales, Apiaceae. The record is from RefSeq and is a predicted model, not a curated record.